AUGGGUGAAUAUUCAAAAAGUGAGUGUUAUUAUAAAAUAGCUAUUGAAUCAAUUAUGAAUGUUGACGAUGAAACAUUAGGUAUAAUAUAUAAUAACAUUGGAGCUCCAUAUUUGUAUCGAAAUGAUCCGGAUACUGCAUUUGAAUACUACAUGUUAGCGUUGAAUCUGAAACAGAAAAAAUUAAUUCCUCUUGAUGAACAAUUAGCAGCGUCUAUUUAUCAUAACCAAUCAAUUGAAGCAUCUUAUCAAAACGUUGUGAAUGUUUUUCAUAAUUUAAAAAACUAUUAUUCAGCAUUGACGAAUUUUGAAUUCUCAUUACAUAUUAAGCGACCUUUACCAGAUCCGUAA
Rotaria sp. Silwood2 is the source of this 348-nucleotide messenger RNA. Lineage: Eukaryota; Metazoa; Rotifera; Eurotatoria; Philodinida; Philodinidae. The record is from the annotation of a GenBank genome assembly.